Molecule: messenger RNA, 1741 nt
Organism: Sesamum indicum (sesame)
Lineage: Eukaryota; Viridiplantae; Streptophyta; Magnoliopsida; Lamiales; Pedaliaceae
Product: linamarin synthase 2-like
Molecular function (GO): quercetin 7-O-glucosyltransferase activity; quercetin 3-O-glucosyltransferase activity
Source: RefSeq, a predicted model, not a curated record
AGAACACUUCCUUCACCUUCAGGCAGUCUUCAUAUCAACUCCACUCCUGGAAAUACAAACCUUAUAUAAAACCAGAACUUUCACUUCCUUCGGACCAAACUUUCCAGGGCCCUGGAACUGCAACAUGGGUUCCCUCAAAACCCAGAAACCCCACGUCGUGCUGGUUCCAUACCCAGCCCAAGGCCAUGUCACCCCCUUCAUGACCCUCGGCAAGCUUCUCCACGCCAGAGGCUUCUACGUCACCUUCGUCAACACGGAGUUCAACCACGGCCGUUUAAUCCGGUCCAGGGGCCGGGAAUCCGUAGCGGGCCUCCCUGAUUUCAGGUUCGAAACGAUCCCCGACGGGCUGCCGCCGUCGGUCGAGGACGCAACGCAGGAUGUUCCGGCGCUGUGCGACUCUACGAGGAAGAACUGUCUGGGGCCGUUCAGGGAGCUGCUUUCCAGGCUCAGUGAGAGGGCUAAUGUGCCGCCUGUUUCGUGCGUGGUUUCUGACGGGGUUAUGAGUUUCGGAAUGAGAGCUGCUGAGGAGAUGGGGAUUCCUGAGGUUCAGUUCUGGACUGCUUCUGUUUGUGCUUUCAUUGGGUACUUGAACUUCCGUGAGAUUCUCAGAAGAGGGAUUUCUCCAUUUAAGAACGACGAUUAUAUCACUGAUGGCACACUAGACAACCCUGUCGAUUGGAUCACCGGCCUGCACGACGUUCGCCUGAGGGACCUGCCGAGCUUCAUCCGAACAACGGACCCCAACGACAUAAUGUUCGACUUCAUGGGAGAAGAAGCGCAGAACUGCCUGAAUGCCCCAGCCAUAAUCUUCAACACCUUUGAUGAUUUCGAAAAAGAAGCCUUAGAGGCCGUAGUGUCGAAAUUCAACUUCCCAAACAUAUACACAAUCGGCCCUCUUCCCCUUCUCGCCCGGCACAUGCCCGAAACGGAAGCCAACACUCUUAGCUCAAGUCUAUGGAAGCCCGACCCAAAAGUCUUCGACUGGCUCGACAGGCAAAAGCCUUUGUCAGUCGUGUACGUGAACUACGGGAGCGUGACAACGAUGACAGGCCAACACUUGCAAGAAUUCGCAUGGGGGCUAGCAAAAAGCCAGCAGCCGUUUUUGUGGGUCGUUAGGCCUGACGUUGUGAGAGGCGAGUCGGCAGCACUGCCUGAGGAGUUUCUUGAGGAGUCUAAGGCUAGAGGACUAUUAGUAAGUUGGUGUGCUCAAGAUCAGGUUCUAGCCCACAAAGCUGUUGGUGCGUUCUUGACACACUGCGGAUGGAACUCGAUGAUGGAAAGCGUGUGUCGUGGUGUGCCGGUCAUCUGCUGGCCAUUUUUCGCCGACCAGCAAACGAAUUGUCACUAUUCGUGCACGAAAUGGGGGAUCGGGAUGGAGAUCAACCAUGAUGUGAAGAGGGAUGAAGUGGCUGAGUUGGUUAAGGAAAUGAUGGAAGGAGAGAAAGGCAAGAGAAUGAGGAUGAAAGCUCAAGAGUGGAAGAAAAUAGCAGAAGCAGCUACUGAUGCUGGAGGAAUGUCUUAUCUCAACUUUGAUAAGUUCAUCAAAAAGGGUCUUCAUUUUGAGGAUUGAUCACUGCAUGUUUCCGACAUUAGUGUCUGUGUACGAAAGUAAGAUUCUUGUUUAUGGCUUUGGCUAUUGUUGUUUGAUGAACUGUUUUGAUCACACAGCUCACCGAAUUGUCUGAUUUGGAAGUAUGUUUGUAAUAAAACAAUUUUCAUUAAUCAACUAAUGAAUGCCCUG